AUGGUGUCUUCAAGUGUUGGGCCUACCUGGCUAUCUCUGCCUUCAUUUUCAUGGAGUUUCUAUAAGCGCUGGCCGAUGUGCUCAUGGAAGACCAAUUCGAUAUUCAACACCAACUCUGAUGAGUCUCAAUCCAGCAUGGAUAACCAGAAGCUUCAAGGGACUCUGUCCGACGGCUCUAUCUCGCCUCUUACCCCGUGGAGUAGUCCUCUGAGUAGCCUCUCUUCUAUGACAUUUAGUCCAUCGACGUCGCAACUGCCGUUCCAGGAACCGGAAAGCCCAACUCAGGAAGAUGAUAUCAGAUCACGCUCGACCGUAUCGUGUGAGAACUAUGUGCAGGCAUGUCGUUUGGAGCUUCCUUUUAGGGGCAACAGCCCUCCCAGUCCUUGCGUGGCCAAGUCCGCGUUGGAUAUAUUGCAAAGCAUUGAAAGCAAGAAUAACAACUUCUUCACCGCCAUAAAGGACGUCGUGCUUCCACUUCUAGGUGACAAAGAGCAAUUCUAUCAAAACAAGGAGGCAUCAUUUGCCAGUGUGCGACCAUACGAAUCAUUGGAUCCACAGCCUAUAGGGCUCCAAUCCAAACUGAAACCAUACCAGCUUCGAGGGUUGUCGUUUCUAGUGUAUCUCCGAAACAACGGCAUUGGUGGGAUCCUAGCAGAUGAAAUGGGUCUAGGAAAGACUAUCCAAACGCUUGCUCUCUUCCAGUACAUCAAAAACCACGACAACACUAUGCGACUUGAUGAGCCUGGUCCGUUCUUAAUUGUCUGUCCAUUCAGUGUGAUGGAAACUUGGCUUUCAGAGAUUAACAAGUGGACACCGGAGCUCACUUUCAUCAAGUUUCACGGAACACCAAGCAAAAAGGAGGCAGUCAAGAAGAUUCUGACUCCUGCUCGAGUUAAAAACCGUAGGAGUUCGACAUAUGCGGUGGACAUUGUGAUAACAUCUUAUGAAACUUUGAUCUCAGAUAUCAGAUGGUUCCGAAAGCUCGUAUGGAAUUAUGUUGUUCUUGAUGAGGGCCAUCGCAUCAAGAAUGAUCAUUCGCAGAGGGCACAGGCAAUUCAACGACUUCGGGCUGAGUACAAACUCGUUCUCACGGGGACCCCAGUGCAAAACAACCUGAGGGAGUUGUGGUCAAUAUUUCACUGGCUCUACCCAGACGUUUUCAUCCCGUGUACAUCAGAGCCUUUCAAGGAGGCCUUUUCGCUUGCUGACGGGAAAUUCGAUCCCAACUUCUUCGAACAAGUUCAGAGAUUUCUUGGCCUGAUCAUGCUACGCAGGGUUAAGGAAUCCCCCGAAGUAGGGCUCUCAAUUCCUCAGAAAACAGAGACUGUGUUAUCAGUACCGCUGUCAGAGUUUCAACGUUCCUUAUAUUUGAGAAUACUUACUGGCAUAGAGAAUUCCAUUCUCGGAGGACACGGCGGCAUUUCGUUCGAGAAGAAGCGUCUAAUGGCUACCGACCAACAGUCUGAAAAGAGAAAAUACAGAAUAUUGAGCAAUGUUUUAAUGGAGCUGCGCAAGUGUUCAAUUCAUCCGUACUUGUUGGAUGAUGCGAUCCCGGACCCUUACGAACUUGGAGCACAUGUUAUCACAAACUCUGGAAAAUACAUUGUGCUCCUUAAAAUGGUUCAGUAUUUUGUGCUCGAGAGAGGGAAGAAAAUAAUUAUAUUUUCGAACUUCAAUCAGGCUUUGAAUCUUUGUGAGGAUCUCUUGUUGACUAUCCAGGAGAACGGCGAUCCUGUGAGAUAUGUUCGUUUAGACGGAAGCACAUCUAACGCACGACGAAAUCUCUCGAUUUACCUCUUCCAGAAUGAUCCUAGUUCCUCAACGGUUAUCUUCUUGGAUGAAGACUGGAACCCACAAGUUAUGCGACAGGCUGAAGCGAGAGUCCAUCGAAUUGGACAGAAACACCCGGUCGAGAUCUUCAAGCUCCAGUCCAAAGGCACUGUGGAAGAACAAAUCAGCCGUCGUAUUGUCAAGAAAGCAUAUGUUGCCACCAAAGUUAUGGAGGAUAUGACUGCGGCACAUGAUAUGAAAGCGUUCGCAAAUAUGAUUGAUUCUCGGGGACUAGCCUACGCAAUGGAUCCGGAAGACUUGUCCGCAUUGGUUCACAGUCGAGCAGUUUUGACGUCUAACCAAUUGAGUGCAAUGGAUUUGAGCUGGUUCAACUGGGAAACGAUCCUCAAGGCGUGGCUCGCGUGCACAGAGCGGGUUAAAACCAAUAUUUUCGAUGGGAAAAAGGUCGACACAAGAUUCAGAUCAUUUUCUAUGUAUGAAUCUCUGCCUAAGGAUCUCUGUCGAGCGGAUAGACGCAUUGGAAAGGAGAGGACGGUUAUGAUCGACGGAUUUUCAGUAGGAAAGGAUAGUAUCCGACUCGAGACCGUGUCCAGUAACAGAGGAUGUUUAAAUCUGCCACAGACGAACUCGAAGGAGAAAAUGACGCACGAAGCUACAUGUUUUCUCUGCCGGAAGUUCAACCCUCAAGAGUGCGAUUUAUGUCCACUGGCAUUCCACAAAGAAUGUCUCGAGUCGAUAGGCAAAAUGCGCCGUGGAGGAAAGAGGCUUUUAUGCCCCCGCCGGAGGGCUCUUAUACUGCUGUUCAACGUGUACUAG
This is a messenger RNA of Aspergillus pseudotamarii, 2607 nucleotides long. Its product is annotated as putative nucleosome remodeling complex ATPase subunit (Snf2h). Bases 1 to 2607 code for a protein of 868 amino acids. Gene Ontology annotation, molecular function: ATP binding; DNA binding; ATP-dependent chromatin remodeler activity. Gene Ontology annotation, cellular component: nucleus. The transcript has 9 exons. NCBI's taxonomy places the organism in Eukaryota, Fungi, Ascomycota, Eurotiomycetes, Eurotiales, Aspergillaceae. Gene Ontology annotation, biological process: positive regulation of transcription by RNA polymerase II. The record is from RefSeq and is a predicted model, not a curated record.